UUACAUUUUACCAAUGAAAUCGAAGUUCUACUAUAUUUUCGACUAAUUUAAUAUUAAAUAAAAUAUCAUAACAUAUUUUCCUCCUUUUUUUUGAAUUUCAAGCCAUGACUCUUUUACGGAAAUUAAAUACUAAACAAGAGAUUGAUCAUGUUAUACGAACCACAGAAGAAAAGGUUUUAGUUUUGCGGUUCGGCAGAGAUGAUGAAAUAGGUUGCAUGCAAACAGAUGAUAUAAUGUCUAGAACAGAAAGUUUACUCAGUCAAAUGGCAGUGAUCUAUACAAUCAAUAUUGAUGAUGCACCAGUUUAUAAAGAUUACUUCGAUGUGACCCAUAUUCCUUCAACAGUGUUUUUCUUCAACAGUCAACACAUUAAAGUUGAUUCAGGAACUCCUGAUAACACAAAAUUUAUUGGACCUUUUCAAACGAAACAAGACUUCAUUGAUCUUGUGGAAGUUGUAUAUAGAGGUGCUAUGCACGGGAAAUACAUUGUUAAAUGUCCAAUUGAUCCAAGACGAGUGACUAACUUUGAGUUACUCUUCAAGGGGUACUGAAUUUUUUGUAUGAACAUGAUGGAAUUGAAAAUCAAACUUUAUAUUGAUAAGUUCUCAUGUACAUAAAUCCAAUACAAAUUUCAGUUGUACAAAGUUAUUUAUUUUCUAUGACUUUUAAUAUAAAACAUGUUUUGUUUGUAUAUGUAUGUAUAUAAAAUUUAGAAGAAAUUUUUUUUUCUUAAAUAAAA
Messenger RNA from Uloborus diversus, 739 nucleotides. Its product is annotated as thioredoxin-like protein 4B. Lineage: Eukaryota; Metazoa; Arthropoda; Arachnida; Araneae; Uloboridae. The transcript is spliced from 3 exons. The record is from RefSeq and is a predicted model, not a curated record. Gene Ontology annotation, cellular component: U5 snRNP; spliceosomal complex; U4/U6 x U5 tri-snRNP complex. Gene Ontology annotation, biological process: mRNA splicing, via spliceosome. Bases 105 to 551 code for a protein of 148 amino acids.